Messenger RNA from Amoebophrya sp. A120, 2231 nucleotides. The record is from the annotation of a GenBank genome assembly. NCBI's taxonomy places the organism in Eukaryota, Dinophyceae, Syndiniales, Amoebophryaceae.
AUGGAAAGUCUUUACCAUCUCCUGCAAUUAAUACCUGUCACUUGCACAACUAGGUGUAAUCGAAGAUAUCUGCAACAGAGUGUUUUCCGCGCGGCGCACACGGGAGGUCCUUCUAGCGGUAGCGAUAUCGGGGGAACGGCGAAAACAAUUUGAGUAAGUAACUUCAAAGAUCUGAUGUAAGUACUUUUUACCAUGUUCGGAUCCGAUGCUGCGCAGCGCGUCUCAGAUGCGUGCACUCAUCUCGGCGAAUGGAGGACGAGACUAUUUCGCAGCAACGACCACAUCAGUGACAUCGCCAUUUCAACGGUGUAUAAUUGGCUGCACAACUCGGCCGGAAUCGGAAUGCAAAUGCGACGUCCUCAUUCAAUCAAAACGUUCUUCAGCUCGAAUCCGCUGCAGCUGGAUCACGUUCCCGACGAGGACUUCUCUGCGGGAGACGUGCCCCAGGACUCGCUGGUGACCGAUUCCGAGCCCACGAACUUUAACCCGCCGUUUGACCCCGGGGGCCCGCCGAAGCUGAAAUGCCCGAAGUUUCCACCCCCGCCCGAGCCUGCGGACGAGAGCGAAGUCUUCGACGACCUGAAGGACUUGCUCGGUGGGGGGGCGAAUGACCUGCUUCCCCGUAUCGCGGUCGAGUACGAGAAAAUGUACACAAAGCUCCGCGGCCUCGUGGAUCAGAAGAUCGCUGUGACCAGCACGACCGACGCGGCCACGGACCCGUUGGUCGGCGGCAGUGGAUCGGCCUACAGUACGUUGCGAAAGCGGCCGGACCGCUUCCACGAGGAGCUGUCAAGCCGCGUCCGCGAAAUGAAGCGGGUGUACGCGGAGUUCCAGCGAUUUUUGGAGCAGGCUUUUGCGGUGCUGGGCAAGAAAGGGCAGCGGCCGCGGCUGAGCCGCGUCCGGGUGGGAAUGCGGCCACUGGAUCCCUUCGCCCUGCGGGCGGUGCAGGGGGAGCUGAAGUUCCUGGAUGCAACCACCGAGAAACACUUUCCCGCAAUGCUGAAACCCUGGCAGGAUGGGUUCGCGAAACUUUCGAACAGCCACUCUUUCUCGGUGCCCGAUUGGGACACUCGCCGAGCGCCCACGGCCUUCAGAAGUACUUCUAUGCAGCCGCGACCGAAAGCUCAAGCAGGGGCUCCUGCCGCGACCGACAGCACUAGAGGCGCGUCUGAGAACGGAACGACUGAUGUCCGCGCCGUCCAGGCUGCUGGCGAUGCUGCUGCCAAAGCCGCAGGAAUGGAACGAGCUGACGACAAGACGAAUACAGGGGCGGGGGUGCCCGAACCCAUGCUCGUUCUUGAGAAGGAAGACUCGCCGGCCGCACAGCUGAUCGAGCAAUUUGAACGGCAAUUCGGACCUAUACAAGAAACAAGCAAAGGGAUGAACAAGAGCAUGAGCAUGAUCCACACUGCCGACAAUGAUUCGGCGCGAGACCACGUGCUGCCAGACAACGGCCAGGCAGCAGGGCGCGACCUCUCCAGAGGCGCUUGUCAGACCUUCUUCGAAGACAUCUUGGGCACCAAGCUCAUGCCAAACAGCCGCGAGCUGCUGAAGCCGCGCGCGGACGAAGAGGUGGAAAAACCACUGCCGCUGGUCCCGGCCGGCUGCCCUCCUCCGCCGGAAUAUGUGGGCAAACCGGCUUACCCGCCCCACGCGAUAUUUCCGGAUCCGCUGGCGCGUCGGCUGGCGCAGCUCUCCCACGACUUGUGGCUUCUGCGUUCCUACCUUUUUCUGCCCAACGAGUCAGUGCGAGCCCGAUAUUUUCGUAACGUCAAGAAUCCGGCAGACCCGAACACCCUCUCGCAAAUCAAGAACGACCCGCGCGGUUUGUCUGGUCGUUGGUACCAUCGCAGCGACAGGAACGGAGUAGUACCUGCUUUUGACGAACAAGGCCGUUUUGAAGACGUACGCAAGUUUUUAUAAUUGUGAAGUGUGCUUCUAGGGACAGACGCGAGAAGAUGGGACGAUUAUGAGAAGUCCAAGUCCAAUAUAAAGAACCGAAGGGUUAGGGUUCAUUUUUCAUUUACUCGAUCCCCGCCCUUGCAGGGAAGGGGGGCUACCAGCAGGUAGUCAAUUGUUCGGCUGCGAACUACAUCAUAGCACAGACUUCGAACACGGAAAGUCUGUCAGUCUUGCUAACGAACAGCCCGCCCUUGCAGGGAAGGAAAGCUAUCGGAUGCUAGUUAUUUAGAACAAAACGCCUCGCCCUUGUAGGGAGGGGCGCCUAGCAC